This is a messenger RNA of Trifolium pratense (red clover), 492 nucleotides long. RefSeq names its product basic blue protein-like. Gene Ontology annotation, molecular function: electron transfer activity. Lineage: Eukaryota; Viridiplantae; Streptophyta; Magnoliopsida; Fabales; Fabaceae. The transcript is spliced from 2 exons. Bases 32 to 403 code for a protein of 123 amino acids. Gene Ontology annotation, cellular component: plasma membrane. The record is from RefSeq and is a predicted model, not a curated record.
ACAAGUGCUAAUUAAUUAAUUCAAUUAAAACAUGGGUCAGGGAAGAAGCAGUGCAAGCAUUAUUCUAAUGUUACUAUGUAUUUUGGUGUUUCAUUCUAUGAUGAUUCAUGGAGACACAUACACUGUUGGUGAUGACAAAGGUUGGUCUUUUGGUGUUGAAAAUUGGACUGCAGGAAAAACAUUCAAGGCAGGUGACAUACUCGUAUUCAAGUAUACUCCUGUGAUACACAACGUGGUGGUAGUGGAUGAAUCUCACUACAAUAAAUGUUCUGGUCUUGGAGGAUUGAAGUAUUAUUUUUCUGGAUCAACUAAUAUUACACUUGCAAAGGGAGCUAACUACUUCUUAUGUGGUACUCCAGGCCACUGCGGCUUUGGGAUGAAAAUUGCAGUCAAUGCUAAUUAAUCUCUUUAAUGUAAUAAAUUUCAAAAUAAUUCAUGUUUUUUUUUUGUUUGACAAGAAUAAUUCAUGUUCUUAAAAAUGAUAGAUCAGUC